Messenger RNA from Closterium sp. Naga37s-1, 588 nucleotides. The record is from the annotation of a GenBank genome assembly. NCBI's taxonomy places the organism in Eukaryota, Viridiplantae, Streptophyta, Zygnematophyceae, Desmidiales, Closteriaceae.
AUGCAGUUCAGACUCGCAAAGCCCCCACAGGCAACCAGAACAGCGGCGGAGGUGGUGGCCAUGGUGGUACUGGCAGUGGUGGAGGUGGAAGUGGUGGAGGACGAGGAGGAGGACGUAGUGGUGGACAUAGUGGUGGCUGUGGCGGACGUGGCGACUCAGCAUCUUCUCCCCUCAUCCACCCCCAUUCCCACCAAUCCCACUCCUCCACCCACACCUCCGCCUCAAGCCCCUCCCACUCACUAUCCCCCACCCUAUGCUGGCUGGCCUUACCCUCCCUAUGCUGGAUAUGGCUAUGGACCCCCCGCAUCUGCUGCUAAUGCUGCUGAACAGCCCUCCUCCUCCAGCAACCCUCCUGGCUUUACUCCGUUCCCCUCUGCUGGAUUCAUAGGACAUGUCCACCCCCCCCCUCCCUCCAAUCUCUCACAUCCGUCCCCCUUCGCCGCCACCAUAGCACCUCCCCUCCCCCCCGCACCAGCACCUCAGGUUCUCUCAGCAGUCGCGCUCCCAUCUCCCUGCCCCUCAUUGCAACUAAGCGAAGCCGAGCUGCAAUGCAGCUGUCUCCCCGCCCCGACCCUCAUCGCAGCAUAG